Messenger RNA from Girardinichthys multiradiatus, 1468 nucleotides. RefSeq lists its product as uncharacterized. The transcript is spliced from 11 exons. The record is from RefSeq and is a predicted model, not a curated record. NCBI's taxonomy places the organism in Eukaryota, Metazoa, Chordata, Actinopteri, Cyprinodontiformes, Goodeidae. Gene Ontology annotation, biological process: mitotic sister chromatid segregation; cell division. Gene Ontology annotation, cellular component: MIS12/MIND type complex. The coding region runs from base 81 to 1070 and encodes 329 amino acids.
AUUUCCCAUGGUCCUUAGUGUCGUGAACGGGUGGGUUUGGUCUGCUGGGCGCGCUAUGGGAACAGCUAUUUGAAAUUAAAAUGGCGGAAAAUAAGGCUAGAGUUGAAGACUGCUGCGGCCGUGUUGAAUUAAACGAGACUUCAGUUAAGUCUUCAAAAAGGUCCUCCUCCCCAAUCCCCGACUUGACUCCCCCUCUCAAGUCUUCCCGUACCGACUCCCCAUCACCUACAACACAGACGCCAGAUCCGGGAGAGGAACAGCCAGAGUCGGUCAAACAAAAAAUGGAGCCAGAAAUCACAGUAAGGUCCAUUGACUGCUCUGAUCAGGAUAAAUCCUGGAGGAGAGCCACCAUAACCCGACGCUCCCGCAUUGCCCUUCCUAACCCAUACGAGACUUUGUGUAGAAGCAUAAGUCAAUCAUUAUCACAAGAAGAGAGACUUGAAAAACUGUUGGAGGCUUCAAUGGAGAUGGCACUUGAAAGGACUCGAUAUUCACUUGAGUCAGUGCCAAAAGCUUCCCAAGAGUCCUUUAAAAAACAAGUUAAUAACAUCAAGAUGGAGUGGUGUUGCUUAAUCAAAAACAUAAACAAUGAACCACAUAAACUCUCUUCAGGUCAAGCCAGUUGCAGUCAGCCUGCUGUGCAAAGAGCCGUGGAAAAUGUCCAAAAAGCCAUCAACAGGCUCAAGGCUGAAAGUGAGUCUUGGGAGGCACUUCUAAACAAACACAGGGGUAAAGCAGAGGAACUGGAAAAGAAGGUGGAGAUGGGACAGGAGACGGGUAUAUCUCUAAACUCUGCGUCCAUUGUCCAGGCCUCGCAGUACUCUAUCAUACUGACUAAACCCGACUACCAUGGUGUCCUAUGUAGGCAACGACCCAAGAUGCAUACUAUGGCCCUGAUUAUGGACACUCAGUGUAAAAUGAUUCGGCAGCUACUUACCAUCAAAGAGCAGUCCGAGCUGUUGAUAAAAAAGACCAGUGGCCAAUUGGCUGAAGAGGCAGGAUUCAAGGGCCUUUCAUCAAACCUUCUUAUGAAUCUGAUGUCAGCACCUUUACAAAAGGCAACUACAUAACCUGUCUGUCCUCAACAGAUGAUGCUUCUGUAUGACUGCAUCUAACAUUUGCAAAAAAAUAUAUGUAAUUUGUCCUUUGGUUUAUUUUUUAAUGUCUUGUUUUGUUAAAAAAUAAAAGACAACCAUUUAUUUCAUGACUUCAAACCAUUUUUAGAUAGUGAAUAAUUAUACAUGCUUUUGACCAGCAGGUGGCAGUGGCUAGUUAUUCACGAAGUCAUAAUAAAGGUGGUGAACUGCCUGAGCAGAUUAUUAUUUUGGGCUUAAUUAAACGUAUUUUCAUCUGGAAAUCCUAAAACUGCUUAGACCAAUAGUUAAUGACUAACAAAUGUUGCUAAAACUUUGCCACCAUUCUGUAAAGGAAAGUCCCUGUUAAUAAAAUAAACUAAUAAAGACAGUCA